GGCGGUAUUAAAAGCGGUAGGUCCGAAACCCCUCACUUGCUUAUUGCUAUCCCUCACUUUCUUAUUGCUAUAUUCUUGAAUCGUCGCUUAAACGCGUAUGAUGUGAUGCCCUCCCUUAAAUUCGCCCCCACAUUCCCCACUACAAACAGAUACACUCACUCUCUCUCUCUCUCUCUCUCUCUCUCCACUCUCUCUCUCUUUAAACCUCCCCACCCUAUGCUUUUGGUUCUCACUAGUAUUAUCCUUUCAGCUCCCUCACCCUCUCCCACUCCCCUCUCUGUCCCCCUUUCUCAACGGUAACAAUGGCCAAGAACUCUAAUAAUCUCGUACCCUUCCUCUUCCUCCUCUUCUCCAUAACCAUAAUCAACCCUACUUUUUCCCGUCAAAUCUCACCGCGGAGUACCCCAACGACCACCUUGGACGUCUCCGCCUCGCUCUCCCGAGCCCACCAAGCCGCCUCCUUCGACCCGACAAACGAACCCCAUUAUGACCCCCUCGACCAGUCCCUUUCCUCCUCCUCCUCCUCCUCUUCCGCCGCCGCCGCCGCCGCCACCGCCACCGCCGCGAAGGAGGGCGGCGCCUUCUCUCUCGCCCUCCACUCCCGCGACUUCCUUCCUUCUCCCCACGGCCGCCGCCCCGCGAACUACAAAUCCCUCACCCUCGCACGACUCCGCCGCGACGCCGCGCGCGUCGCCGCCCUCACGGCCCGCCUCGCCCUCGCCGUCGACGGCGUCGCCAGGUCGGAUCUGAAGCCCAUGAUCGUCACCGACGCCACCGAGGAGAAAAAGGCAAUGGCGACGAUGGUGAGUGAGGAGGAGGAGGAGGUGGAGGCGAUCGAGGGCCCGAUCGUGUCGGGGACGAGCCAGGGCAGCGGGGAGUACUUCUCCCGCGUGGGGAUCGGAAGCCCGGCGAAGCAGCUCUUCAUGGUGCUGGACACUGGCAGCGACGUCACCUGGGUGCAGUGCGAGCCCUGCUCCGACUGCUACGAGCAGUCCGACCCGGUCUUCAGCCCGUCCGCCUCCUCCUCCUACUCCCCUCUACCCUGCGACUCGCCUCAAUGCCGCGCCCUCGACGUCUCCGCCUGCCGCAACUCGACCUCCUCCUGCCUCUACCAGGUCUCCUACGGCGACGGCUCCUACACCGUCGGCGACUUCGCCACGGAGACCCUAACGCUCGGGAGCUCCGAACCGGUGCGCGACGUCGCCUUCGGGUGCGGCCACGACAACGAGGGCCUCUUCGUCGGCGCCGCGGGGCUGCUGGCGCUGGGCGGGGGCGCGCUCUCGUUCCCCUCCCAGAUCUCCGCCAAGUCCUUCUCCUAUUGCCUCGUGGACCGCGACUCGCCCUCGGCGUCCACGCUGGUGCUGAGCGCGGCGGCGGCGGCGGAGGACGGCCCGGCGGUGAGGGCGCCGCUGCUGCGGAACCGGAAGAUGGAGACCUUCUACUACGUGGGGCUGCGGGGGAUCAGCGUGGGCGGGCAGAUGCUCUCGAUCCCGGAGUCGGCGUUUGCGGUGGACGAGGGGGGAAGCGGCGGGGUCAUCGUGGACUCGGGCACGGCGGUCACACGGCUGCAGGCCGAGGCGUACGCGGCGCUGCGGGACGCGUUCGCCUCCGGGACGGGGGCGCUGCCGCGGGCGCAGGGCGUGUCGCUCUUCGACACUUGCUACGACCUAUCCGGGCGCAGCAGCGUGGAGGUGCCCACGGUGUCGCUCCACUUCGCGGAGGACGGCGGGGAGCUGAGGCUGCCGGCCAAGAACUACCUGAUACCGGUGGACGGGGCGGGCACAUACUGCCUGGCCUUCGCGCCCACCUCCGGCCCGCUGUCCAUUAUCGGGAAUGUGCAGCAGCAGGGGACACGUGUCAGUUUCGAUGUCGACAAUUCUCUGGUGGGGUUCACCCCCAAUAAGUGUUAAUUAAUAAUUGUUGGGUUUAGUGCUUUGCUCGCGCUCUCUCUCUCUCACUCUAGCUUAGUUAGCUACUAUGGGGGGCUAGGGCUUUGAUAACAAGGACAAGGCCAGCCUGUCUUUUUAUAUUAUUAUUAUUAUUAUUAUUAUUAUAUAAAUGAAAUAUUUUGGGAAAAAAAAAAAGGAAAAAGGAAAUACUGUUUCUCCUUUUUCUUUUUGGUUUUUUUUUUUUUUUUUUUUUUGGGUUUUUGCCGUAGCAGUAGUACGGUAAAACCUCUUUGUUUCCGCCUGUAGCUGCUGGGCUUUAAUGCGGGUUAAUAAUUAAUGGAAAAAGAGGGUUGUGUCACCGGAUGAGCUGGUCGAUCGGUGGAUGUUGGGGGUAAUGAAUGCGAAUUGUAAUAGUUUGUUGUGUUUUGGUGAGUGGGAGCGGUGGUAACGGUUUACUUUGCCAACAAAGUGGAACGUUGGAGCAUUUAGAGGCGGACCGAGAUCAACGGACAGACUCGUUGUAGGCUUUCCGCUCCAAUACAGCUCGUAUUUCUUGUUGCUUAGAAUUACUUGCUAUGAGCAGUAGUUUAUAUUUUAA
Ananas comosus (pineapple) is the source of this 2487-nucleotide messenger RNA. RefSeq names its product protein ASPARTIC PROTEASE IN GUARD CELL 1. The transcript has a single exon. The record is from RefSeq and is a predicted model, not a curated record. NCBI's taxonomy places the organism in Eukaryota, Viridiplantae, Streptophyta, Magnoliopsida, Poales, Bromeliaceae. The coding region runs from base 303 to 1910 and encodes 535 amino acids. Gene Ontology annotation, biological process: proteolysis. Gene Ontology annotation, molecular function: aspartic-type endopeptidase activity.